AUGAUGAUGAGGUUGCAACGCCCUUGCUGCCCUAUCCAAGAGUAUCGUAUGCAAAUAAAAACUGAACUUAAGUAUUGUAAACGAUACAAUCGUACUAGUUACUACUACUUGUUGGUUCAUUGUCAAGAACUCAGAAAAUCUGCUUUUCUUCGGGGUCUUUUGAACUUUAUUUGUCGAAGUAGCAGCUCAAGUAGUCAGGCCGAAAUUGAAGACAACGAGUUUGCAGAAUUCGAGGAUGAGGAAACUGAGGAGGUUGAACAGCGACCAAAUACUGCUACUGUUGAAAAGGGAACUUUAAAAGAGGAAACUAGGAAACAGAAGUUAGAACAUUCACAAAAGGCAGAUGACUUCGACGAUGACUAUGGUGUUGUAGAAGACGAGGAGGAGCUGAAGGAAAAGGAGGAUGAGCCACAACCUGUGCAACCGCUAAAAUUUGCCGAUGUGCCUGCUCAUUUCCGUUCGAAUUGGGCCUCAUAUCAAGUCGAGGCUUUGGUACUUGCAGUGAUUGCUAUGUAUUUAUUGAAUUAUGUCAUUGGACGUAACACCAAUCAGUCGAUGGCCCUUGAGUGGUUCGACAAUGUGAGAGGACUUCUUGAGCAGCAGUUUGCUCUGGUAGGCGACGACGGUGUAAAUGAAUAUCCUGAAAGUAGUGCCGCUGUACAAAGAGAAACAGAUUGUUCGUAUACCGUUUGGUGUUCCGGAAGGGUCGGUGUGAAUGGAAUGCUCAUACAAAUUAGGACGAUGAAACGGCAGGACUUGAUGAGUAGAAUAAUGGGAUUUUUCUCCCCACAGAAGGAUAGGAUUACAUUUAAGCUUGAACUAGAUCCGGGAGAGCUCGAUUCGUUUGUAACGAUUUUUGGUCAGAAGAAAGCUGUUGUUAAGCAGCAUAAGGAUAUGCUUGACUUGAGCACGUACACAGUUGAGAAAAAGAGCACCUCUCAGUUUGGAUUACCACCAAGCUUCGCUCUGUAUACGGAACAGGUUGAAGCGACAUACGCUAUUUUCGAGCCCGGCGUUUCUGCGAUCCUACGAAAAUACGAGAAAGCUAUUGAAUAUGUGCAUAUCUCGGAUCAGUACAGUGGUCCUAAACCACCGGAAGGUGAGACGUAUACUCGGCUGCCAGAGGUGGUACGAUUGGUUCAGUUCAGUUUGAAUCUUGAUGAAUGUCGUGAUAAAGAAGCACAGGCUGAAUUGCUUCACCUCAUGUUUUACAUAGUCGACAAAGUCCGUAAAUUCCGUCUAAGUAAAGAAGCGAAGCAAAAAGCGGAUAAGAGACGUCGUGAAGUUGAAGAAGCAUUUAUUAAGACAACACAUCAGUUGCGACAAGAGGCUGCUCAGGCACGGAGAGAGGAGAAGACAAGGGAACGAAAGCAACGACUUUUGGAGGAGGAAGAUCCAGAAAAGCAAAGACGUUUGGAGAAGCUCGAAAUGAAGCGAGAGGCGAAGGCCAAACAACCAAAGAUGAAGCAGCUGAAAGUGAAGAUGUAG
Molecule: messenger RNA, 1488 nt
Organism: Necator americanus (New World hookworm)
Lineage: Eukaryota; Metazoa; Nematoda; Chromadorea; Rhabditida; Ancylostomatidae
Exons: 15
Coding region: 1-1488 (495 amino acids)
Biological process (GO): endoplasmic reticulum calcium ion homeostasis
Cellular component (GO): endoplasmic reticulum
Molecular function (GO): calcium ion binding
Source: RefSeq, a predicted model, not a curated record